Aspergillus lentulus is the source of this 1254-nucleotide messenger RNA. RefSeq names its product mitochondrial nicotinamide adenine dinucleotide transporter 1. Gene Ontology annotation, biological process: pyrimidine nucleotide import into mitochondrion. Gene Ontology annotation, molecular function: pyrimidine nucleotide transmembrane transporter activity. Gene Ontology annotation, cellular component: mitochondrion. The record is from RefSeq and is a predicted model, not a curated record. NCBI's taxonomy places the organism in Eukaryota, Fungi, Ascomycota, Eurotiomycetes, Eurotiales, Aspergillaceae.
AUGUUUUCCGACGGUCACGGCAAUUCAGGAGCCGCCAGUAGCUCUGAGGAGCAGCAGAUAUCGCACUCAAACGACCUUGCGUCAUCAGACAUUCAAGUUCCACCUGAAGCUCGGUCCAGCUCCAAGUUCGUCACAAAUCUUGAGAUAUGGUCCACAAAGAUACCGGAUUACUACAUUGCGCCAUUCUGCGGCGCCAGUGCGGGUGUGGCCUCUGGGAUUGUCACAUGCCCCCUUGAUGUGAUCAAGACGAAGCUGCAGGCGCAGGGCGGAUUUCUCCGACGAGGCGGCGGAGUCGUUGAGGCGAAAACCCUUUAUCGUGGUAUGCUAGGUACCGGGCGGAUCAUAUGGCGGCAAGAUGGAAUUCGGGGUCUAUAUCAAGGAUUGGGUCCCAUGCUCUUGGGAUAUCUGCCUACCUGGGCCGUAUAUUUGGCUGUCUAUGACCGAUCUCGAGAAUACUUCUACGAAACCACCGAUAGCUGGUGGCUUUCCAGAGGCUAUGCGUCAAUAACAGCAGGUGCUUGCUCUACUAUAGUGACUAAUCCAAUCUGGGUCAUUAAAACGCGGCUUAUGUCACAAAGCCUCAAGUCCAACAGUGAAGGCUACACGGCUCCAUGGCAGUACUCAAGCACUUGGGAUGCAGCCCGCAAAAUGUACAGGACGGAAGGGAUUAGGUCAUUUUAUUCCGGACUGACCCCGGCGUUACUCGGCUUAACGCACGUCGCCAUUCAAUUCCCGCUAUACGAAUACUUGAAGAUGGCCUUUACGGGGUACGGGAUAGGGGAACAUCCUGAUAACGGUGGCUCCCACUGGAUUGGCAUAUCUUGUGCGACAUUUUUAAGCAAAGUCUGUGCCAGCACUUUAACCUACCCGCAUGAAGUGCUACGGACAAGACUUCAGACGCAGCAAAGAACAUCUCCAGCGCCUUCUCCCGAAGGGAUCUCAUUUCGUGGAGGGUUAGAUCACCCACAAGACCGCGGGAGGCCUCCAGGAGCGGCUUCAUCGGACGGCAUGCCCAACCGCCCGCGGUAUACGGGCGUGCUCCGUACAUGUCAGACCAUUCUGAGGGAAGAAGGCUGGCGCGCAUUCUACUCCGGCAUCGGGGUGAAUCUAUUCCGGGCUGUGCCGGCUGCCAUGACCACAAUGCUUACAUACGAGUAUCUCCGUAAGCUGAUCGGUCACUUGCAACAUGAGGGAGAAAUGAAGUUGCGUAUGGCAAAUGAUAGAGAAAGAGCCAUACUGCAGCAGGAUGAGUAA